AUGGAUAUUCUAUCCAAGCUGUUGGAUAAAGGAGCUAUGGAUAAUCAGUUUGGUCUUCACCCUCAAGGAAAUGCUCCACUGAUCACUCAUAUUAGUUUCGCUGAUGAUGUUCUCCUCUUCUUCGAUGGUACUGAUCAGUCCUUGCAAGGUUUGCUGUCAAUUCUGGAGGAUUUUAAUAAAUGUUCCGGUCUGGGAAUAAACAAGAGUAAGUGUGCGGUCUUCUUUGAUGGAGGUGAUUCUGGUCGCUCUCGAGCAUCUGCUCGGGUUCAUGGAAUAUCUCAAGGUUCCUUUCCCAUCAGAUACCUAGGGGUUCCUCUCACGACGAAGAAACUUAGGCGACAAGAUUAUCAACCGCUGAUAGACAAACUCCAUUUGCGAUUCUCAUCUUGGACAGUAAGACAUCUAUCUUUCGCGGGACGUCUUCAGUUGUUAAAAUCAGUCAUUUACUCUACUAUAUCUUUUUGGGCUUCUAUCUUUCUCCUCCCAAUUGGGUGUUUGAAGACUUUAGAGCAAAUGUGUAACAGCUUCUUGUGGAAGGGAGUUCCGACAGGUGCUAGAGGGGAAAAGGUCUCCUGGGAUGUGGUAUGUUCAUCUAAAGAAUCAGGGGGGCUCGGGUCACGGCGCCUCUGCCCUUGGAAUAAUAUUAUGGGACUCAAGUUGAUCUGGCUCCUUUUUGCUUCUUCGGGGUCACUGUGGGUUUCUUGGACCAGGUUGCACCGAAUUGGAUCGGAUAAUUUCUGGGUUCUUGAUGCAAAUAGAAGAGGAAGUUGGAUUUGGAAAUCCCUCUGCGAGCUUAGGACUUUGGCUCGUCCCUUUGUAUUAUGUGAAAUUAGCUCAGGACUCUCUGGAAGUUUUUGGUUCGAUAACUGGACAUCUCUAGGUCCUUUGAUUGAACUAUUGAGUGUUAAUGCUCCAAGAAUCACAGGCUUAGCAGAGACUACGACAGUACGUGAAGCUCUUAUGGGUAAUCAGUGGUGGUUAAGUUCGUCGAGAUCAAGAAACCCUAUUAUCUCUUUCUUAAGGGACUCUUUGCCGGAUCCGGUUGAUAUUUUUAACUCUGAAGUGGAUGAUCGCUAUCUUUGGCAAAUUGGAGGGAACACUCCUAGAGAUAGCUUUUCUUCUUCAGCCAUGUGGAAUUACUUGUAUAAUCAGUCUCCGGCAGUACCUUGGUAUAGGUCAGUUUGGUUUGCAAGAAUCACAGGCUUAGCAGAGACUGCGACAGUACGUGAAGCUCUUAUGGGUAAUCAGUGGUGGUUAAGUUCGUCGAGAUCAAGAAACCCUAUUAUCUCUUUCUUAAGGGACUCUUUGCCGGAUCCGGUUGAUAUUUUUAACUCUGAAGUGGAUGAUCGCUAUCUUUGGCAAAUUGGAGGGAACACUCCUAGAGAUGGCUUUUCUUCUUCAGCCAUGUGGAAUUACUUGUAUAAUCAGUCUCCGGCAGUACCUUGGUAUAGGUCAGUUUGGUUUGCAGGUAUGAUUCCUAAGCAUGGUUUUAUUAUGUGGCUAGCAGCUCUUGAUAGACUGUCAACUAGAGACAGAAUGAGGCGUUGGGGGGUUUCCGUAUCUCCUUUAUGUCUUUUCUGUGGCAGCAGCGAUGAGUGUAGGCAACAUAUCUUCUUUGAUUGUCCUUAUUGUAGGGAGGUCUGGUCUUUCUUCUACUCUAGACUCCAUCUUUCUCCUCCUCCAUUGUUUGAGGAAGGACUCAGGUGGGUCAGAAGUCCCACUCACAGAUAUGGAAGGACUCAGGUGGGUCAGAAGUCCCUUGACAAAGAGUCUAACUUCGGCUGUCGUAUCAAGCUUCUGUCUAUAUGA
Brassica napus (rape) is the source of this 1809-nucleotide messenger RNA. RefSeq lists its product as uncharacterized. The transcript has a single exon. The coding region runs from base 1 to 1809 and encodes 602 amino acids. The record is from RefSeq and is a predicted model, not a curated record. NCBI's taxonomy places the organism in Eukaryota, Viridiplantae, Streptophyta, Magnoliopsida, Brassicales, Brassicaceae.